UUGUCUGAAGCAGAGAGUGACUUCAAUCGUGAGUCCAUCAUUGUACAGAGUCCAAAGCUUCCAGUCAUCUUCGAGGGGAAGGAGAUGGACCUCAGGUUCUCUACUCUGAAUGAGAGUGAUGUAUUUGAUGAUGAGAUUGAGGAGGAAGAAGAAAGUGCAUUUGGGCCUAUUGUUGUGCACUCUGUCAGCAUUGUAAAUGUCAAUCCUGGAGCGAUGGACGACAACUAA
This is a messenger RNA of Geodia barretti, 228 nucleotides long. NCBI's taxonomy places the organism in Eukaryota, Metazoa, Porifera, Demospongiae, Tetractinellida, Geodiidae. The record is from the annotation of a GenBank genome assembly.